Molecule: messenger RNA, 1620 nt
Organism: Didymodactylos carnosus
Lineage: Eukaryota; Metazoa; Rotifera; Eurotatoria; Philodinida; Philodinidae
Source: the annotation of a GenBank genome assembly
AUGAGCGAUGCAAUAACAAGAACAACUGUUGAACAUUUGGAUAAACCGGAAUAUUCAUCAUUGAUUACUGUCAACUUACUUGGUAGACUACGAAGUACAACUGAACAAGUUCGAAAUGUUCAAGCAGUUAUGGAAGAAGAAGGUUUAACUGUAAAUGCAAAAACAUUAUCAAACAUUGGUAAUAGUUUGGAUGGUAUUCUCUGUUCUCUUGUUGAAAUAUUAUCGGAUGAUAGUAGUCAAUCAGAAAUAACUGUUAAUGUUGAUAAUCCUUCUAUUAGUAAAUGGCUUGAAUCAACAUUUUCUUCUAAACAACGUUCAUCACCAUCAUCAUCAUCAACAAAAAAAUUCGAUUCAAUACGUACUGUUAUUCAAGCAUCAAAAUUUUUAAAUGCUCUUCAACGUCAAACACGUUUAAAAAAUAAAGAUAUAUUCCCUAAUUUUAAAUUUCCAAUUGAUAUUGAUAAAUUAACAAAAUGGGAUUAUUGUAUAUUUGAUUAUACCCAACCAUUUUUAUUUACAAUACCAUUAAUAUUUCAAGCACACGAUAUUAUUAAUCGAUAUCAUAUUGAUCUUGAUAUAUUGAAAAACUUUAGUCGUGCAGUAUCCGAUGGUUAUAAUCGAUUUCAACCUGUUUAUCAUAAUGCUACACAUGGUGCCGAUGUAUUAACUACCACACAUUUAUUAAUAACAAAAGCAAAUUUAAUGAAUAUAUUUUCACCAUUAGAAAUUUGUGCUCUUCUAUUUUCAGCAGCUAUCCAUGAUUAUGAACAUCCGGGUUUAAAUAAUGCUUAUUUAAUUAAAGUUAAAAGUGAUUUAGCAUUAAUAUACAAUGAUCACAAUGUGUUAGAAAAUCAUCAUUCAAGUGCUGCAUUUAAACUUUUGAGAGAUAAACGAUAUAAUAUAUUCUCACAGAUGGACACUAAUCAAUUCAAAAUAUUUCGACAAUUAGUCAUAUCGCUUAUAAAUUAUUUUUUUGCAGCUGAAUUACUUCAUUCUUCCUUUCUAUUUAUUUAUGAACUUUUAAAUAUUCAUCGUCGAAUAGAUAUGGCCAACCACGCUUCAUUAAUCGAAAGAUUAUCUACAUAUUUCUUCUUCCAAGAAUCAAAACAAAUAUGUGUCAAUGAGGGAGAUACAAAAACUCUUCUACACAUGAUCUUGCAUGCUGCUGAUAUCUCGAACGCUGCCAAACCAUGGCCAAUUUAUAUCAAAUCAUCAGAAAAAAUUAUGGAAGAGUUUUUCGUUCAAGGUGAUCUUGAACGAACGCAAUUACUUGAAGAAAAGCCAACAUUUUGUCGUGAUACAACAGAUUUUGCCGCCGUACAAAUUGGUUUCAUUUCUCAUAUUGUCCAACCCACUUUUGAUGUUCUUGGUAAAGUAUUAAGAAUGAGUGCUUUUGAACAAGCAUUACUCAUUAACGAUUUACCAUGGCAAAUAAAUUUAAAUAUUAAUUUACAAACAUGGCUUUUGGUUUCAAAAGAAAUGGGAAAAAUGGAUAUAUUAAUAAGUAAUAACCCAGUUCAACUAAACCAUGAACUUUUAAACAAAUACGUUGAACGUGCCAAAGAACUGAUUGAACAGAAAACUCAACAUAAUUCAUUAUUACUAAGCGUUACUAGUUGA